AACCCUACAGGGAACUCUAGUUUAAUAUCAUUAUUCACCAUACAUAUAUACACACAGAUACAAAGAAAAUCACACUUCGUAUUACUUAACCAAUUUUUGCGCAUAGAUGUAUAAAGUACUGUGAGGCUUUUACAAAGUAAAACGGGGUGGUGACUGAUUUCUGAAGAAGGGUCGAGACCCGAAACGUAAGCUUUCCUGCUCCUCUGAUGCUGCUGGGCCUGCUGUGUUCAUCCAGGUCGACACCUUAUUAUCUCAGAUUCUCCAGCAUCGGCAGUUUCUACUAUCUCUGGUGACUGGCUAUUCAUCUGUAUAAACAGACAAGCACAACUGAUUAUGUCAACAAAAAUAAAAAUAAAGAACUGCAGAUACUGGAAGUCUGAAACAAAAAAACAAAAAGUGCUGGAGAAACUGAGCAGGUCAGGCAGCAACAAAAACAAAGUUGCUGGAAAAGCUCAGCAAGUCUGGCAGCAUCUGUGAAGGAAAAAACCGAGUCAACGUUUAGGGUCCAAUGACCCUUCCUCAGGUCAGGCAGCAUAUGUGAAGAGAAAAAAACGGUCUGAUUUUUUCACAGAUGCUGCCGGACCUGCUCAGUUUCUCCAGCACUUUCUGUUUCUGUUUGUGACGAUACAAACUUAUGCUUCUCCCAGUAGUCCAAACAUUAAUUUGCCACGUCCACAUCUGUGCUCAGUCAAAUAAUGCGCAGUCAUAACUCCAAGUCCAGAGAUCGACUCCCACCGAAAACGCACCAGACAAUUGAACUCUUUCCUCUAAAAGAGCAACGUGAGGACAAUGUUUCUGAGGAGGUUCGCGUACAGAAGGACGAGCCUCAUUGCUCGUAAGCGUCUGUUUGACAGCGCUUUGCGUCGUUCCGUAGGACGCGGUGCGACUGGUCUGUUUGUGAUACUGACGCCCUAUCGGCAGAAAACUAAACCGAGAUGGAAUCUCCCAGUCUGAACCGGUUACAACCGGUUACUAGUUUUGCCAGAGAAGCUUUCGAGGUUGUUAGUAGAACACGGUCUGCUACAAAAACGCUCUCGAAACAUGAAUCGGAAGAGAUAAAAAAUCUUUCUGAAAAAAAGAAUUGCAGCAAGUUAUUUCUUGCAGUAAUCUAUGCCAGCCAUAAUGACAAUUUUGGCAGACCAUGCAGCUCGCCAGCUGCUGGACUUCACUCAGAAGCUUGAUAUAAACCUUCUGGAUAAUGUGGUGAAUUGCUUGUAUCAUGGAGAAGGUGCACAGCAAAGAAUGGCACAGGAGGUCUUAACUCAUUUAAAGGAGCAUCCUGAUGCAUGGACAAGAGUUGACACUAUUCUGGAAUUUUCACAAAAUAUGAACACCAAAUACUAUGCCCUGCAAAUCUUGGAAAAUGUAAUAAAAACCAGAUGGAAGAUUCUGCCCAGAAAUCAAUGUGAAGGCAUUAAAAAAUAUGUUGUUGGGUUGAUUAUAAAAACUUCAUCUGAUCCUGUUAACAUUGAGAAGGAGAAGGUUUACAUUGGAAAACUAAAUAUGAUUUUGGUUCAGAUACUCAAACAGGAGUGGCCAAAACAUUGGCCCACGUUCAUCAGUGACAUUGUUGGUGCAAGUAGAACCAGUGAGAGCUUAUGCCAGAACAACAUGAUUAUUCUUAAAUUACUGAGUGAGGAAGUGUUUGAUUUUUCCAGUGGACAGAUGACCCAGGUUAAAGCAAAGCAUUUGAAGGACAGCAUGUGCAAUGAAUUCUCUCAGAUAUUCCAGCUGUGCCAGUUUGUCAUGGAAAACUCUCAAAAUGCACCGCUUGUUCAAGCUACCUUGGAAACGUUGUUGAGAUUCUUGAACUGGAUUCCACUUGGAUAUAUCUUUGAAACAAAAUUGAUCAGUACAUUGAUCUAUAAGUUCCUGAAUGUGCCCAUGUUCAGAAAUGUGACUCUGAAGUGCCUGACAGAAAUUGCCGGUGUGAGUGUCAGCCAGUAUGAAGAACAAUUUGUUACUCUGUUUACACUAACAAUGAUACAACUGAAACAGAUGCUUCCUUUGAAUACCAAUAUUAGAGUGGCUUAUGCUAAUGGAAAAGAUGAUGAACAGAAUUUCAUCCAGAAUUUGAGCUUAUUUCUUUGUACAUUUCUGAAAGAACAUGGGCAACUUAUUGAAAAACGAUUGAAUCUAAGAGAAACACUUAUGGAGGCUCUUCACUAUAUGCUGCUUGUGUCAGAAGUGGAGGAAACUGAGAUAUUCAAAAUUUGCCUCGAGUACUGGAACCACUUGGCUUCUGAACUUUAUAGGGAAAGUCCAUUUUCAACACCUGCAUCGCCUGUGCUUUCUGGAAGUCAACAUUUUGAUGUUCCUCCAAGAAGACAACUUUAUUUGCCAGUGUUAUCUAAGGUUCGCCUUCUAAUGGUCAGUCGCAUGGCUAAACCAGAAGAAGUACUUGUGGUGGAAAAUGAUCAAGGCGAGGUUGUACGAGAGUUCAUGAAGGAUACAGACUCUAUCAACUUGUAUAAAAAUAUGAGAGAAACUCUUGUAUACCUUACUCAUUUGGAUUAUGCAGAUACAGAACGUAUUAUGACUGACAAACUUCACAACCAGGUAAAUGGUACUGAAUGGUCAUGGAAAAAUUUGAACACCCUCUGUUGGGCUAUUGGCUCAAUUAGCGGCGCUAUGCAUGAGGAAGAUGAGAAGAGAUUUCUGGUGACUGUAAUAAAAGAUCUUUUAGGACUGUGUGAGCAGAAAAGGGGUAAAGACAACAAAGCCAUUAUUGCUUCCAAUAUCAUGUAUAUUGUGGGUCAGUACCCACGUUUCUUGAGAGCUCACUGGAAGUUUUUAAAGACUGUUGUUAACAAACUCUUUGAAUUUAUGCAUGAAACCCAUGAUGGAGUUCAAGAUAUGGCUUGUGAUACUUUCAUUAAAAUUGCACAAAAAUGUCGUCGCCACUUUGUUCAGGUCCAAGUUGGUGAAGUAAUGCCAUUCAUCGAUGAGAUCCUGAAUAAUAUAAAUACUAUAAUCUGUGAUCUUCAGCCACAGCAGGUUCACACAUUUUAUGAAGCGGUUGGCUAUAUGAUAGGUGCUCAGACUGACCAGGCUGUUCAAGAACAUUUAAUAGAAAAAUAUAUGAUGCUUCCAAAUCAGGUCUGGGACAGUAUAAUUCAGCAGGCAACUAAA
This is a messenger RNA of Rhincodon typus (whale shark), 3132 nucleotides long. Its product is annotated as exportin-1. Gene Ontology annotation, biological process: ribosomal small subunit export from nucleus; ribosomal large subunit export from nucleus; protein export from nucleus. The transcript has 17 exons. The annotation marks the transcript as partial. Gene Ontology annotation, cellular component: cytoplasm; nucleus. The record is from RefSeq and is a predicted model, not a curated record. Lineage: Eukaryota; Metazoa; Chordata; Chondrichthyes; Orectolobiformes; Rhincodontidae. Gene Ontology annotation, molecular function: small GTPase binding; nuclear export signal receptor activity.